AUGCGCUGUGGACCUCUGUGCCGAUUCCUGUGGCUUUGGCCCUAUCUGUCCUACAUCGAAGCAGUGCCCAUCCGAAAAGUCCAGGAUGACACCAGAACCCUCAUCAAGACGAUUGUCACCAGGAUCAGUGACCUUUCACACACGCAGGCAGUCUCCCCCAAGCAAAGAGUCACUGGCUUGGAUUUCAUUCCUGGGCUCCACCCUGUCCUGAGUUUGUCCAAGAUGGACCAGACACUGGCGAUCCACCAACAGAUCCUCACCAGCCUGCCUCCCGGAAAUGUGAUCCAAAUAGCUAAUGACCUAGAGAAUCUCCGGGAUCUGCUGCACCUGCUGGCCUCUUCCAAGAGCUGCCCCUUGCCCUGGGCCAGGGGUCUGGAGACCUUGAAGAGACUGGAUGGGGUCCUGGAAGCCUCACUCUACUCCACAGAGGUGGUGGCCCUGAGCAGGCUGCAGAGGUGUCUGCAGGACAUGCUGCGGCAGCUGGACCUCAGCCCUGGGUGCUGAGGCACAGAAGGCUCUCUUACCCCAAGGGCCGAAGUUGAGGGACG
This is a messenger RNA of Talpa occidentalis (Iberian mole), 548 nucleotides long. It is a transcript of the gene LEP, whose product is annotated as leptin. The transcript is spliced from 2 exons. Gene Ontology annotation, cellular component: extracellular region. The record is from RefSeq and is a predicted model, not a curated record. NCBI's taxonomy places the organism in Eukaryota, Metazoa, Chordata, Mammalia, Eulipotyphla, Talpidae. Gene Ontology annotation, biological process: positive regulation of phosphatidylinositol 3-kinase/protein kinase B signal transduction; tyrosine phosphorylation of STAT protein; positive regulation of TOR signaling. Gene Ontology annotation, molecular function: hormone activity; peptide hormone receptor binding. Bases 1 to 504 code for a protein of 167 amino acids.